CCGCCGGGUGGCAGUCGGGCCGUGUGUGUGUGCGCGAGUGUUUGUUAGUGUGUGAGUGUGUGUGUGAGUGAGUGUCAGUGCAACGAAGGCGAAAUGCGACCCAGUCUGACAGUUGUCGUCCUUUUGGGCGUGGCCCUGGCCGUCCAGUGCGCCCCGGCCGGUGACGCCAGUGACGAGUACGCCGAAUACGAAGAGGAGCAGGAGGCCGCCGCCCCCGCCGGGGCCAAGCCCGCCGCACCAGCCCGCCACGCCGCGCUGCCGGCCGCCUCCCGGGGCAGGGCGCCCAACCCGCUCGCCCCCAGGCCGCCCCCGGCAGCCGCCAAGGCCGCGGCCCCCGCCAAGGCUGCCGCUGCCCAGCCGCAGCCACCACAACCCGCUCCUGCCGAGGAGGCCGCAGAGGGUGACUACGCCGAAGAGGAGGGCGCUGAGGGCGGCGAGGGCGGCGACGCUUCCUCCACGACCACCGAGGCCACCAAGGGCAAGCGCGUCGGGAACGGCGUGCUGCGCCCCUUCCGCUCCAACCAGGACCUGAUCGCCGCCCUGAAGAGGCGCCGUCAGCUCGCCGCCGACGGCAAGGGCCCCAUCAUCGCGCUGCACACCACCUCCACCACCACCCCCCGCCCGGAACCAGUGAUCGUAGCCAAGAAGCCAUCUAACGGUCGCGCCCAGGCCAGCUCCAACCCCUACUCGGUCAGCAACAACAACAGCAAGCGCAAGUUCAGCGGGUCCGAGUCGGGCAGCGCGGCGAGCUCGCCCAACACGACGCCCCGCCCGCCCGCGCCCUCCGCCCGCAAGCAGUUCGGAGGCUCCCCGCCCGCGCUCAGGCCCCAGAAGAGCGCCACGGCCGCCGCCACCACCGCGGCACCCGCCAGCGACGCGGCCGACGGCGCCAGCGACAGAGCGCGCGCAUCUUUUGGCAGGAGUCGACGGCUGUGAAAGCAGCGAGUGACUGAUGACUGAGUUAGAGUGCUGUGCGCCCGAAUGAAUGCGUGACUGAGUGAAUGAAGGCUUGAAUGUUCUUGUGACCGGUGUGUUAACCAUGUCAUGAACUGAAGAUGGAACCUCGCGUUCGCGUCACAGUGAAUCGACCUUCAGCUGAGCCCCAUCCCGCCCCAAGCCCCGGGCCGGGACGGCUCGGCUAGUCCAGUCUGCACACGGCUGCGCUGCGGCUGGCGCGCCGGCUGGCCUCGAUUCACUCCCCCCACUCCUCCCCCUUCUCUUCUCUGCCUCCCCUUUCUCCAUCCGCCGCGCUACGCGACGCCACUUUUACGCGAACUUUGCGCGAACUUUGCGCUCGAACAUCGCGUAAUUCAGUCGUCGAUCGUGCGCGACGUGACGGAGCCGGCGGAGCCCCUGCUGGCCCCGAAGGUGAACAUCACCAUACUGCACCCCGCCCCGGCCCGGCUGGGCCCUGGGGACGGCACGAACCCUUACGCGACGAAUCGCCGCCGAGGGACGGCACGGCUCAGCGCGCGCCCUCCGUUUUGCCUUUCUGUUAUGUGUUCGCUUACUGUUUAUAGCUGGGUAGGAGAAAGAGAAAUAUCCGCAUGGUGAGGCUGUGUUUGCUUUUUUUUUCUCUAUCGUCUAUGGAGCCUUUCCGCUCCAACGACGAUUUGCCACUGCCAGUAGUGAGGCCUUCCGUAUGGGGAUCAGCGCGUCUGUAACGACUUGACUACCACUUCUGAUGUAUCCGAUACGUCGGUGUAUAAAUGUAAAUAAUUUUAAUGAUGUUGAAAAUAUGUGUUGGAUGAAAAAAAUGGGAUUACAUCGA
Messenger RNA from Frankliniella occidentalis (western flower thrips), 1771 nucleotides. Its product is annotated as skin secretory protein xP2. NCBI's taxonomy places the organism in Eukaryota, Metazoa, Arthropoda, Insecta, Thysanoptera, Thripidae. The record is from RefSeq and is a predicted model, not a curated record. The transcript is spliced from 4 exons. The coding region runs from base 94 to 936 and encodes 280 amino acids.